Oncorhynchus tshawytscha (Chinook salmon) is the source of this 541-nucleotide messenger RNA. Its product is annotated as protein S100-B. NCBI's taxonomy places the organism in Eukaryota, Metazoa, Chordata, Actinopteri, Salmoniformes, Salmonidae. The transcript has 4 exons. The record is from RefSeq and is a predicted model, not a curated record. Gene Ontology annotation, cellular component: cytoplasm; nucleus. Gene Ontology annotation, molecular function: S100 protein binding; RAGE receptor binding; transition metal ion binding. Gene Ontology annotation, biological process: positive regulation of cell population proliferation; positive regulation of canonical NF-kappaB signal transduction. Bases 123 to 401 code for a protein of 92 amino acids.
UGUUUGAUUACGUCGGUGCGGAUGUUUUUGCGUAUCGGAAGGGCGGACGGAGGUGAUUUUCCACUGAGCUGGCGAAGGCUUUUCCAUCGCAGCCGACGUGGGCGGAGAGAACUGAGCAGAACAUGUCAGAGCUAGAGAGUGCCAUGAUCGCCAUCAUCCAUGUGUUCCAUAAAUACUCGGGCCACAAGUGCAAGUUGAAGAAGGCAGAGCUCAAAGAUCUUGUCAAUAAUGAGAUGAGUCACUUCAUAAUUAAUAUCCAAGAGAAAGAGACUCUGGAUGAGCUGUUUGCAGACCUGGACCAGAACGGAGACCUGGAGAUCGACUUCCAAGAGUUUAUCGCUCUGAUCGCCAUGGUGACAUCAACGUGCCAUGAUCUCUUCAGCACGGAUCACCGCCGUUAGUGACACAAUGUAAAGGGGAAGACUUCAGCGAGUGUCUAUGGCGUUCCAUAAAUUCCAGGGUCCUCUUCCAGGCGUCCUCUUGGGCGGCAGCGUGGGGUGCCAGGUGCCCUCCCCAGAGAGUGAUCACUAUAUGGAAAAAC